This is a messenger RNA of Sesamum indicum (sesame), 675 nucleotides long. The record is from RefSeq and is a predicted model, not a curated record. Lineage: Eukaryota; Viridiplantae; Streptophyta; Magnoliopsida; Lamiales; Pedaliaceae.
UGAACUUUGAAAGUUGAAGAACAUAGAAUGGGUGAGGCUGAUGAUGGUUUGAAGUCAAAGAGGAUAGUCAUUGUGACUGUUGGGACAACCUAUUUCGAUUCCUUGGUUAGAGCUGUAGACACUCAGGAAGUUAGAGAAGCAUUUUUCAAGAAGGGCUAUACUCACCUCCUCAUUCAAAUGGGUCGAGGGUCUUACAUCCCCGCAAAGUCUACCAGAGAAGACGGGUCCCUUUCUGUGGAUUAUUUCACAUUUUCGUCAAGCAUAGCUGAGUUUUUUACGUCCGCAUCUCUCGUUAUUAAUCACGCAGGUUCAGGAAGUAUAUUUGAGACAUUGAGACUGAGAAAACCCCUCAUUGUUGUAGUUAACGAGGAUUUAAUGGACAGUCAUCAAAGCGAGCUGGCUGAAGAAUUGGCGGAAAGAAAGCAUUUGUUCUGCGCUCGUCCCCAAACGCUUUAUGAGACCAUUUCUGUAAUGGAUUUGGAUUCUGUUGUAGCUUAUCAACCUGGUGAUGCUACGUCGGUUGCUAAAUUUAUUAACAGGUUUCUAUGUUUCACCGACGAAUGACAAGAAAAUGUAACAAAUAGUUUGACUGUUUACGUUAAAUGUUUAAUUAUAAAAAAUCGAUACGGUUUACUUAGUUAAGUUUGUAAUGUGGGCUGAUUUAGAAUCAUGAUA